AAUUAAGAAAACGAGCGCGCAAUGCAACUUGCAAGAGCUUAAGACAUUCAGUUAGAAACCGCAGAUUCAAGCUCUGCAACAAACUUCGAUUCUCGAACCAAUUGAAUUCCAAAACUCUCUCUCUCUCUCUCUCUCUCUCUCUGUAUGAGAAAGAUUCAAGAAGGAAAGUCUUGGAGAAGAAAAGAGGAGCUUCUCCAAUGGCGAUAACAGUCCUUGAUGCCUGCAAGAAGAGAAAACGCAAGCCCAAGCUCUAUGGAUUUCACACAUUCGCCGAUCCAGGAUGCCCGAUCAUUCUCACUGGACCGUUCCGAGACAACAUCCGUUCCUUCAUUGAAGAAUGCGGGGAGAUUGAGGAUUACAACGUGGAAGGUAUGCCCACCUGGUCCACGUUGCUCGUAAACGAGAACAAUGGCGUCGUCGUCCCUCUCUACACCAUCGAAGAGAGCGUGAAGCACUCGUUGCACCCUUUCUGUGAUCACUGCAGAUGCGUCGGUUGGAGUCACCAUUUUGUGUCGAAGAGAAGAUACCAUAUGAUAAUCCCUGAGGAUGCCGAGUGGAGCAAGCCUCUUGAAGGAAACGUUUUCGAUCUUCACACCCAUCUCUUGCACGGACUCAUCCACUGUAAUGGCUUUGGGCAUCUUCUCUGCCUCAAUGGAGUCGAAGGUGGAUCGAAAUAUCUCUGUGGAAGAGAGAUCAUGGAUCUUUGGGAUCGAAUCUGCACAACUCUCCGUGCCCGGAAAAUUACAGUAGUGGAUACAUCGAAGAAGAGAUCCAUGGACCUCCGGCUACUCUACGGCGUCGCUUAUGGACACACUUGGUUCGGGAGAUGGGGUUACAGGUUCUGCCGGGGGAGCUUCGGUGUCACAGAAGAACAAUACAACGACGCUCUCGAGAUUCUCAGCUCACUGAAUCUCGAUCAUAUCAUGGACGAGUUCGUCAGCACCAGCUAUCACAAAAACAUCAUGCGAAUCAUUCGCAGCUACAGAGACGUAAGUGAAACCCAGUUGAUUACCCUGCGAGAUCUCUUCCGCUUCAUGCUGGCUCUCAAAUCUCGACCUCCCGUUCAGAGAAAAUCCCUCAUGGCAGCCGCUGCUGUAGGCCCUCCUUCAAAAUCCUCAAUUAGCAUCUACCGGCAACGAAAAUCGCCGUCGAAGGACAAGCCAGUGAAGUACCGAAAAUUCGCUCCUUUUGCUGCAAACAUGGACAGCAGGUGGCCUGCGAAACGAUUACAGUACGCCGCGGAGGUCAUCGUCGAAGCCCUGAAAGAGAAGAAAGCGAGGAGCAUUGGCCAACGUGGGAUGUCUAGACAGGACGUUCGCGAUGCGGCUCGGCUUCACAUCGGCGACACUGGCUUGCUCGACUUCGUUUUGAAGUCCCUCAACAACUUCAUCGUCGGCAAUCACAUCGUCCGUCGUACCGUUAACCCGGCGACGAGAUUGUUGGAGUACACAAUUCACGAAGUCUGCAGCGGUGAGAGCGCUGUCGACGAGUCACCGGAACCCACCGUCGAGGAUCCCCCUCCGGAUCCUGAACCGGGAGCCGACGUUUACGGCGACGUAGUGUUUUUGUACAAGAGAGUUCUGAAAGGAUUCCCGGAAUCGGAAUUGCUAGGGUUGGCGAGUCGGGUGGUGCUGGACGGGAAGCACUUCAUGAAGGAGUGGCCGUUUAAAGAUGAGCAGGACGAGUUGCUGAGAUUCGUGUGCCGUUUCAUGCCGAGUGUGGGCGAGGUUGAGUCCGAAUUGACUCGGCCGCUUCCACCGGGUGAGGUGGUGGUGGUCCCGCCGUAUGCGACGGUUGGGGAGCUGAAAGUGGCAGCGGAGAAAGCACUGAGGGACACUUACGGCAUGCUGGAGUGGUUCGUGGCGAAGGAGGUUGAAGGGGUGGGUGGAAUGGAGGAUGAGGAGGUGCUAUUUGGCGCCUUGGAGUCGGGUGCGCACAUAUGGGUGGAGGGUAGUGGGGUGGACUUACGGACGGAUUUGAGGUACGAGGGUGGGGCCGAUAAUUGGACGGUGGAUUGCAGGUGUGGGGCCAGGGAUGACGAUGGGGAGAGGAUGGUGGCCUGUGAUGUGUGUGAGGUGUGGCAGCACACGCGGUGUGCUGGUAUAGUCGAUGAUGAAGCUGUGCCAGCGCUGUUCGUCUGUGAGAGGUGCCGAGCUGAUAUGAUUCCGCCCAUGUCUGUGAACCUGUAUUUAGAGCCAGAGGCAGAGUAUGAGUAUGCAUGAAAUUUGAAUUGGGGGGCAUAUGGUGCCAGGAUGCGCGGUAGGAUGUUAGGAAUUCUUAUGACUAUAUGUUGGGAACUCGGUGGCAGCUGACAGCUGUGCAGUGCUAUUGGUGUUGGUUGCAUGGGAAGGGCACUUCGUGCACCCAAGGUGCACAUUAGAGAGAAAUCAGGAGUUUCUUUCAUCAUUAAUUCUUUUUUUUUUCACCUGUUUUGAUCCGAACAAAACAAAGAAAACAAGGUCUCCCACUUAAUUUUGUUUUUGUGCUCUCUAAUCUCUUAAGUGAUGCCAUUCAUUUCA
This is a messenger RNA of Nelumbo nucifera (sacred lotus), 2519 nucleotides long. Its product is annotated as PHD finger protein MALE MEIOCYTE DEATH 1-like. The record is from RefSeq and is a predicted model, not a curated record. Lineage: Eukaryota; Viridiplantae; Streptophyta; Magnoliopsida; Proteales; Nelumbonaceae.